Messenger RNA from Chaetomium globosum CBS 148.51, 2964 nucleotides. RefSeq lists its product as uncharacterized. Gene Ontology annotation, molecular function: nucleic acid binding. The record is from RefSeq and is a predicted model, not a curated record. NCBI's taxonomy places the organism in Eukaryota, Fungi, Ascomycota, Sordariomycetes, Sordariales, Chaetomiaceae. The transcript has 2 exons. Gene Ontology annotation, biological process: DNA integration. The coding region runs from base 1 to 2964 and encodes 987 amino acids.
AUGACCUGGCACCUCCGCCUAGGCCACCCAGGACCCAGGGUAUUAGAACACCUGGUCAAUCACUCCCUGGGCGCACGCAUCAAAGGCAUUACCACCGUCCAAUGCGACGGGUGUGGGCAAGGCAAGGCUAAACGCCAGAUUAGUCGUGCAACAAGGACUACAGAGAUGGAACCUGGAGACCGGUUGGCACUGGAUUUCCACGAGUUCUCCCCUCCCAACAAAGGAUUACGAUACUUGCUACUGAUCACUGACCGUGCCUCAGGUAUGUGUUGGGACUACUACCUUGCAAGACGUGAGGCGAGGCAAGUCCUUGCGGCCCUGAAGCACCUGUUCCAGCUACUAGAAACGCAGUUCAAUAUCAAGCCCAAGAUCGUGGAAUGCGACAACGAAUUCGCGAACGCCACGAUCCUUGUGGACUUCUGCAACCUCAAGGGCACAAAAAUUGAGCCCUCUGCGCCCGACACUCCUGCGCAAAACGGUGGCGGAGAGCGUGCCGGCGGAGUGAUCAAGGAAAAGGCCAGAGCCAUGCGCAUCGGCGCCAACCUCCCUGAAGAGCUGUGGAAUGAGACCACAAAGGCCGCAGUCUACCUGUAUAACAGGUCACCCAAGUAUAUCCUCGAUUGGAAGUCACCGUACGAGCGGUUCCACGAAGGUCUGGCAGGCAAGGACAACGACAGCCCGACCAGAAUACAACGACCGAAUCAGAGCCACCUCAAGGUCUAUGGGUGCAAGGCAUUCGCGCUGACGCGUGGCUCUCUCAAAGGCACUGAAAGGACCAGGAAGCUGGCUCCCCGUGCAUGGAUCGGAUACCUCGUUGGCUACGAUUCCUCGAACAUCUUCCGUAUCUGGAAUCCUGUCACUAAUCAGGUCGUUCGCACACGCGAUGUUGUCUUCAACGAGGAGCAGGUGUUCUCAGGAUCAAUUGACAUGAUCAAGAACGACCUUGCACAAGUCGACCUCGAACAACUGAAAGAAUGGCUCAACGCCAACACGACCGAGGACAAGAGCAUCGCAGAGGAGGAAGAAGAGGAAGAUAGCGAGGCACAAAGCACAGGCGCCACUGUGGUAUCAACAACCGCAGCCUUCGAAGAUGAGGGGGUGACAGAGGUGAUCGACGAAGAGGAGGAAGAAAUACUGGACAGUAUCACCGUCAAAGGCGACCAUACAUCCACCUUCGAAGACUUCUACCCGACACCACCACAAACGCCGCCCCCAGGCGACCUGCUUGCCGCAGCUUUCCACGGCAUGAGAAUCUCCAAGUACACUAGCCCACCAGUACGACGUCGCCGUAGAGUUGAGCCGUGGCACGCAGUUUUCCACGCAGGCACACAAUCGUCGCCCACAGUAGUGGAGAGCACCCAGGCCACCAGGGCCGAGGUCGCCCGAAGGCAACGAAAGCCACCACGCCAGAGCGCGGGCUCCGCAACCAUCACCAUAGCUGAGAUCAACGUGGCCAGGGCACAGCCAGGCAGUAUCAACAACCUCCAUCAAUCUCAGCUUCCGGCCCCACCAAAACGGCAUCAUGACCUCGUCGAGCCGCACUUCCCAGUCAUCAACCCACGAAAAGGGAAGCCACGACACCAGCGGCACCCACUGGCCGACCUAUUCCUCCAGGCCGAACGAGACCACCUGCAAAGCCAUGAGAAAACAGGGUCCUGGGAGGAAGUGUCGCGCCACAGCGACCAAAUACAGGGCAAUCAAAUCCUCGAUUGCAUGUGGGUUUACACCUACAAAUUCAACACUCGCGGCUUCCUGGCCAAAUGCAAGGCGAGGUUAGUUGUCCGUGGGGACCAACAGAGGGUCAAUCAUGCCGAGGAGAACUACGCGGCCACUCUCGCAGUGCGGUCCUUCCGGGCAGUCCUGGCCCUAGCCGCCCGCUUCGACUUGGAACUCAAGCAAUUCGAUGCAGUCAACGCUUUCGUCAAUGCCAAAAUAGACGAGGAUGUCUAUAUGGAGAUGCCCACAGGCUACCGGAGGCCAAGCAGGGUCCUCAAGCUCAAGAAGGCACUUUAUGGGCUCAGGAAGUCUCCCCUCCUCUGGCAAGAGGAAUUGACAGCUACGUUGACCAAACUCGGCUUCAAGGCUCUACCCCACGAGCCCUGUUUGAUGAUACGGAAAGGAUGCCUCAUCUUCUUCUACGUGGACGACAUCGUCGUCGCGUAUCGCAAAAACGACAGCCAUAUCGCCAACGCAGCGAUCAGUGGGCUAAAGGCCAAAUACGAGCUCACUGGUGGCGAGGACCUUCGCUGGUUCCUAGGCAUUGAAAUUCACCGCGACCGCGCGAGACGCUAUAUCUGGCUGUCCCAGACGGCUUACAUCGACAAGAUCGCCGAGUUGGCGCAGUCUGACGACCUCCCCCGCACACCAAUGGGCCUGCGAGAGCUUCAGCCAUACGAAGGGAUCGCGACGAGGCAAUCAACCCGCCUGUACCAGCGAAAGGUCGGUUCCAUCCUUUAUACCGCGGUCAUCACCCGCCCCGAUGUGGCCUUCGCAGUCGCCCGGUUGGCCAGGUUCAAUCAAAACCCUGGACCAGAACAUCACCGCGCGGCGGACCAGGUCCUGCGAUACCUGCAUGUAACAAGGUCUCUGGCUCUGAGGCUAGGCGGCGGCGACUACCUCCGAGUGGCCAGCGAUGCCUCUUUUGCCGACAACUCCAUCGACCGAAAAAGCUCACAGGGCUACGCAAUUACCUUGUUCGGAGGUCUCAUCGCCUGGCGCGCCAGCAAGCAAGACACAACCAUCUCCCUUGUGACGAAAGAAAUCGCCGUCCUCCAAACGAAGCUCCGGCACGUGGACAUCCACAACCACUGGCUCCGACAAGAAUAUCAACGCGGGAAGAUCCACGUAAAAUACGUGCCUUCCAAGAAAAUGGUGGCCGACGGCCUGACCAAGGCGCUCAACGCAGACAACCACCAGGAGUUCGUCAGGAUGCUGAAUUUGGAGGACAUCCAGUUACUCACUUGA